This is a messenger RNA of Penicillium diatomitis, 912 nucleotides long. Its product is annotated as spherulation-specific family 4 protein. The transcript is spliced from 3 exons. Lineage: Eukaryota; Fungi; Ascomycota; Eurotiomycetes; Eurotiales; Aspergillaceae. Bases 1 to 912 code for a protein of 303 amino acids. The record is from RefSeq and is a predicted model, not a curated record.
AUGUCCACCGCAACCUCCGAUGAGAAACACGUGAACAGGCGGAGCAUCCUUCGCUCCAAGCGUGGUCGCAUUAUCUUGGCCGUAAUCGCCUUCAUUGUCAUUUGCGCCGCCGUCAUCCCAGCCGUCGUGGUGACUACCCUCCGCAAGAAAAACAAUAUGGGUCCCAAGUCCAAAGUCUUUGUGCCACUUUACGUCUACCCUGCUCCUGGAGCUUGGACUCCACUGGAAAAUGUCAUCUCGACCCAUCCGGAUGUCAACUUCACGGUGGUAAUCAACCCCGGAAAUGGUCCCGGACCAGACCAACUCCCGGACGCCAACUACACACGGGAGAUUCCCAACUUGGCAUCGUACGCUAAUGUCCGACUAUUGGGGUAUGUGCAUACAUCGUAUGCUCAGCGCAAUAUUUCGCUCUUGCGCCGGGACAUUGCGACCUACGCCGCCUGGCCAACGGUAUCAUCCAACCCCCAUCUGGCGGUCCGGGGCAUUUUCUUCGACGAGACACCACAGCAGUUCAGCGAUCAAGCUCUUGGCUAUCUGCAAAAUUUGACCGACUUGGUCAAAGGUCUGAAGGGAUUCGGUCCCAAUGGGUUUGUGGUACACAAUCCAGGGGCGAUUCCUGACUCGCGGUACCUGAGCUCUGCCGACUCGACCGUCGUGUUCGAAGGAACAUAUGGCAUGUUCCAGGAACGGCAGCGGGCUCAGCUCUUCGCAGGUAUCCCGAACAGCACUCGCGGCCAGCUGUGUGCCGUGAUCCACUCGGUUCCUGAGUCUCAGGAUGGGUCUGCGCUCCGUGGGUUGGUGAAAGACGCGAGGAACAUGGCGGACGAGAUUUUCAUUACUCAUCUCGACACGGACUACUAUGCGAAUUUUGGGGGCAAGUGGACCGAGUUUGUUGAUCUAAUGGCAGAAUAG